AUGUCUGGCCUCGAGGCCCUCGGUGUCGCUGCCAGUAUCAUACAGGUCGCAGACCUAGGCACAAAGCUAUCGGUCCAGCUUUUCUCCCUCUACCGGCGGGUUAAGAGCGCCAACGACUCCAUCCAGCUCUUAUCUAAUGAGGUAGCACUUGUCAGUGCUAUUUUGCGUGAGCUAGGUGAAAACUUGAAAGAAGAGGAGUCAUCUAAACUCUGUUCAGAUGAGGCAUUUCGCACUCUAGGCCUGGUUCUAAAUCAGUGUCGGGACGUACUUGGACAGAUCCAGAAAGUGGUUGAUGACAACGACCGGUCUGGAAAGGGUCGCUUUCAGCAGAUUACUGGAAAGUUUCGCAUAGUAAUACUUGAGCCAAGCCUUAAUCAGCUUCAACUUAACCUAGAAAGGCUGAAGUCGACGAUGCUACUUCUGCUAAAUGUGAUUACAUACGCGGGCCAAAUUCGAAGCAACAAUGUCCCAACGUUAGUCCAAGAGCAGCGUGACUUCCUACAAAGUCUGCUAGAGGACACACGCAAUGACAUCCAAAGGCCCCAGCAGUCAGAUAUGGCCGCGGAAUCUUCUCGAGAUUUGGCAGAGACAACAAGCAACAGACCAGCUCACACUAAGAUUCAUGAAACCGCUGGUCAGAAGUCCGAUUCAAAAGCCGACUUGUCGACAUUGAAGGACAAAUCGUCUCAGGGUUCAAUUGAAUACUCAAGCAGCAGUGAAGCACGAACCGAAGCCCAUAUAGCCUCCGAAAACAAUGAGUCCAUUGAGCUUGAGGAAUACAAUAGACUAAUCCAAAGGAUGCUAAAUGAGAUUGAAUUGUGCAAAAACAAGCUUGAGAGUAACAGACAGUCACGAAUCAAGAGUGGUGUCUUGAAUAUACACUCCAGAGAAAUCAUGCAAUUCCAAAUGGAAUACGGACGCUCGAUCCGCAUUGAUCACUCGCUUUUUGACGAGAAACGGCCCGAAAACAAAUCCAAUGGGGAAAGUACUAGUCCUCCUCUACCCCAAAAAGGUCUACACCAGUCAUCGCAAUCCACGGAAAUGCAUGUGGACAGCUGGAUUGGCUCGGAUGAUUCAGAGCUUUCCGAAACCGACAUAUUCAUCCGCAACAGGAAAGACCGUACCUCCUCUCACCGUCGUCCAGAAACCAAAGAGACCAACAACAAAGGCAGAGGCCAAAAGCCACGACAGGUACGGCCGAAUGUGUACGAUAAAUCCAUUGCGGGAGAAAAGCGGCCUUCACAGCAGAGCUUCACUAGCGGUGUCUCGCGUGAGACCUUUCUUCACCACCGCGAUCGCGAGCCCUUUAGGAGCCGGGGAAUGCUCGGAAAGGGUGAUUUGCGCAGGGACAUGGAGAUCUGGCAGCAUCGACAGGAUAUUGAACGUCUAGAGCGUGAGUAUGAGAGAAAUGAGUUUCACAAAGACAAAGAUGUUUGGAGGCAUCAACAGGAGAUUGAGCGUCUGGAGCGUGAGUACGAGAGAAAGGGUUUCCACAAGGACAAAGAUGUUUGGAGGCAUCAACAGGAAAUUGAUCAUCUAGAGCGUGAGCUUGCGAAGGCCCAUCGGAAGAGCUCCCAACCGCGCUUCCCCACACCUAUUGCACCACGAAAGGCGCACCAUAUAGUGUUAGAUAGCUCGGAUGAGCAGGAAAUGCGGUUUUCAGAGCGUCAUACCACCAGCAGAAUCUCCCGUGCGGCCUCCCCUUCCCACCACGACUACGAGCUUUCCAUGGACCAGCGAAUGCUCGAGAGGAGUGACUCUUUCAAGGACCCGGAAGUCUGGAAGCAACAAAUGGAGAUUGAGCGCUUAGAGCGUGUACUCGCGAGGACUCAUCUGCGGAGAGGCCCGCCACGCGAAUUCACACCCGUCGAGCCCUUCCUACCCCGUGAGCCUGCCCAGCAGGAGAGCGCGAUGCCUCAGCCACGUGGUGACGAUGAUCAGAAACAAACAAUUUCUGAAGAAAUCUCGCUGCCAGACAAUCUGGAAGACUUGUUGGCACAGUGGACUACCAUUGACAGACAAGAAAGUCAGGUUGACCAAGUCCCGAAAUCCUAG
This is a messenger RNA of Penicillium longicatenatum, 2055 nucleotides long. RefSeq lists its product as uncharacterized. The record is from RefSeq and is a predicted model, not a curated record. Gene Ontology annotation, biological process: regulation of DNA-templated transcription. The transcript has 3 exons. NCBI's taxonomy places the organism in Eukaryota, Fungi, Ascomycota, Eurotiomycetes, Eurotiales, Aspergillaceae. The coding region runs from base 1 to 2055 and encodes 684 amino acids.